AUGGCACCCUUCACCAACAUCCCGCUCUCUCCCGCUGAGCUCUCCUACCUGCACACAUCUCUCUUACAAAAUCCACCCAUACGACCCGAUGGCCGAUCACCGACCGACUUCCGACCGCUUGUCGCCGAGACAGACAUCCUCCCUUCCACGAAUGGCAGCGCAAGAGUAUGUUUCGCAGAUGGCACAGAAGCCAUUGUGGGCGUGAAGGCGGAAGUGGAAAAGAGUGUGAAGAGAGGAGGCACGCUAGACGGCGAGAAGGAGGAUGCGCUGAACGAUGUCGAUAUGGAUGAUGAGGAUGAAGGGAGGAGUCAAGGCAAAGGUCAACACUCAUGGCUUGAAAUUAAUAUCGAAAUACCCGGCAUGCGAGACGACGAUGCUCUACCUGUAUUUCUCGCGGCCAUGUUGACGGAAGCGUUGCUCGCGGACGGGAGCGUCAAAGAUCGGUUAUGGAUCAACUCGAGAUUCCACUGGAGACUCUACAUUGACAUCCUUCUCCUCUCCCCACCGCUAUCCUACCCUCUCCCUCUCCUCUCCCUCACGACCCACCUCGCCCUCAUCUCCACCCGCCUCCCCUCCCUCAUCUCCGAACGUGACGAAGACCCCCUCUUCAACGACGACUGGGAAGCUUCCACCCACCUCUUCCCUCCCACCUCUCCCUCAAAACCACCCGUAACCCUCCUCGUCAUGACCGUCGGCUCCAACAUCUUCUUCGACCCUUCGAGUUCCGAACUCGCUGUUGCGGAAGGCGUGCUAGCAGUGUCGGUAUCCGGCUCCUCGGAAGAAGGAGGAAAGGAUGGAAAGUUGAAUCUUGUGGCGUUGAGAAUGGUUGAUCCUCCGAGCAGGUUGACGGCGGCGGGUGUACCCAAUGGAGCAAAUUCGACGGAAGGUGGGUUUUCGGCGAAGCAGGCGUUGGAAUUGCGGGAGAGGGAUGCAGGGGUUACGGUUUGGAGACCGCCGAGGGGUGGAGUGGGGAGAGGAGUCGUGAGGGAGGUCGUGGAGAUGGUGGUUGGGAAGGGUGGGGUUGGACGUGAAGUGCUGAAGGGGUUGGAGGGUGUGGAGGUCUGA
Molecule: messenger RNA, 1065 nt
Organism: Zymoseptoria tritici IPO323
Lineage: Eukaryota; Fungi; Ascomycota; Dothideomycetes; Mycosphaerellales; Mycosphaerellaceae
Exons: 2
Coding region: 1-1065 (354 amino acids)
Biological process (GO): nuclear mRNA surveillance; U4 snRNA 3'-end processing; U5 snRNA 3'-end processing
Cellular component (GO): cytoplasmic exosome (RNase complex); nuclear exosome (RNase complex)
Source: RefSeq, a predicted model, not a curated record